CUUUGGAGGAGUUUUUCAGUGAUGACUUUGAUACACCGGUGCAUUUCAUUUGUUCCCUAACUGAAACAAUAUUUGUAGAACCAGCCUUGUUGAAUGGAAGAAUUUAUGAAAAAAGUAAAAUUCUAGAUUGGAUAAAAACCAACAAGACAGAUCCAUUUACGAGAGAGGUCAUUACUCCUCCUCAUAGAAAUAUUCCACUCGAGGCAAUGGUUCAUCCAAUAAUGAAAAGUUCUAUCGGAUUGGAUGUUUUUAUGAAAUACAAGGUGGAAAGCUUUUUCAAAAAGCUUGAUGCACUGAAGAAGGUGGUAAAUAACGAAUCUAUGGAAAGUGAAGAACAAGUUAAUCAUUUGUUUAAAUUAAUGAUUCGUUUUAUUUCGUCAACAUUAUUAUUUAUCAAUAGUUUAACGAAUGCAAAUAUCCCUGAUCAUUACAUUAUUGCUAAAAAUCAAUUGCCAAAAUAUCUUUCCUAUUUUGAUAAACAAGAAUUAUUGGAAACAAGUUUACAAGAAUGUAAAAAUUCACAAAAUAUUUUCAAUCUCCUCUCAGAUUAUAUCAAUGAAAAUCAUAUUGAUAAUGGAGAGUAUUUCAUUUCUUCGAGAGUAUUUUCCAAUACCACCACUACUUGUAUUGAUAGCACAAAUAAUACUGCUACUCCCAAUACUACUACUAAUAAUAAUAAUACUAACAUUCUGGAUUCAAUGAUUGGAGGAGGUUUAUCAUCAAUAGAUCAACAUAGUCAAAUUAUUCAAAGUCCUAUUCCACUCAUUUCUGUAAUUAAUAAGGAUAAUCAAUGGAUUAAAAUUCCAUCCAUUGAAUCAACAACAUGUAAUAUAGAUGAUUCAGCAUCAGAAUUAUUUGAAUCAUUAUUUGGAAAUGAUAUUUAUAGUCAAAUUCCAAAUACUAAUCAAACUUUAAACUUGUCAUCAUUAAAAUCUCUCACACACUAUCUAAUCAAUAAGAAUUCUAAUACAUUUAAUGAAGCUUUCAAAUUUUCCAUACUGAAACAAGGUUCUGCCUAUAAGAAGGAUGUAAAGAGCUUUUUCCAAAACAGUAAAUUGAAGAAGAGACACAUUCUACUUGUUCACUCUUCCAAUCAAAAAUUUAAACUAAUUCUAUUCAAUGCAGAUGGGUCAAGUAAUGACAUAUUUCACAAUGAAAUGAAACCACUCGAAGAGAUUGAACUUUCCAAUUUAUGCUACUUGACCAUUAAUGACAAUCCGAAAAAGAAUAUUUCAAUUUCAUCACUUAAUACCUUAACAAUUAAUGAUAGAACUGAAAAGAAAAAGUGGCUUUUUGAAUUUAGUAAUGAAUUUGAAAGAGAUGAAUGGUUUUACAUGUUAAAAUAUUGUUUACUAUUAUGUUGAGAUGUAAAUCUCUCACCAUUAUUAAUAAAUUAUCAACGUUAAAUUG
Molecule: messenger RNA, 1410 nt
Organism: Naegleria gruberi
Lineage: Eukaryota; Heterolobosea; Eutetramitea; Acrasida; Naegleriidae
Product: pleckstrin-like domain-containing protein
Exons: 2
Coding region: 207-1364 (385 amino acids)
Source: RefSeq, a predicted model, not a curated record